GAUGUGAUGUAAAAGUUACCGCAAAGCAGAACUUUGAACAGAAUGUCAUUUUCUGUGGUCAGUGCAGAAACAGCCAUUGGAAUUUUAAGUGGAAGAUGCAGAGAAGGGGCCGACUGUUUGGUCAAUGUGUAUGGGAAGGUGACAUGUGUGAGUGAAGUGGUUAGGAUUAAAGAUAACCAUCUUUUCAUGGUCAAGUUUAUUCCAAAUGUUGAUGUUAUUAUUAAGAGAAAAGAAUUUCUGCAUUGGCAGCUUGAACUGACACCUUACAAGGAGUAUAUACUAACAGACCUGAGACCCACAACCCUUCAGAAGGGCAGUAGUACACGACAGAGAGUGUUUACAGUGACAAGUAGUAGUAAGCUGCUUCUGCCGGAUGAGGUUGACAUGAGAUUUAUGACAGAAUCUGAAAUGUUGAAACAGUAUGGCUUACAGGGUGCUGUAGAACAAGUAUCCAGUGUUCACAGACAGGACCCAGUAAUUGAUAGUUUAUUUUCCUACCAGGGAAAGGUGACAGCAGUUUUGGAUCAAGGCCUCAGUGUGUUUGAACUUGAUAGCACUGUAAGGUUGUUUGUUGGUCCAGUGCCUGCUGUACACAAGUUCUCCAUGCUGAAGUUGGGGAUGACAGUUCUUGUACAAAAUGCACACUACACCACUUCUAAACAGUAUCCAAGAGUUAGUGUGUAUUGCUGUAUGCUGACCAAAGUACAGUGUAUAGAUGAAAUUGUUCAGCAG
This is a messenger RNA of Mercenaria mercenaria, 732 nucleotides long. RefSeq lists its product as uncharacterized. The annotation marks the transcript as partial. Gene Ontology annotation, biological process: telomere maintenance via telomere lengthening; positive regulation of DNA replication. The transcript has 7 exons. Gene Ontology annotation, cellular component: CST complex. Gene Ontology annotation, molecular function: single-stranded DNA binding; telomeric repeat DNA binding. The record is from RefSeq and is a predicted model, not a curated record. Lineage: Eukaryota; Metazoa; Mollusca; Bivalvia; Venerida; Veneridae.